AUGGACCUUGUGUCUCUUCUCACUUUGUGGAAUUAUGACUGAAGGGGUGGAAGUGUCCAUGGCCACCCUUCCAUGUGUUCCAUGGCCAUGUGUUCAGGUGAGGCUCACAUUUCUGCUCCUCCCGCUGCUUUUCACAUGCCAUCGGGUGAGCGGCUUCUAUGUGCCAGGGGUUGCACCCAGGAACUUCCACCAAAACACUCUUGUAGAAAUCAAGGCCGUGAAGCUUACCAGUUCGAGGACCCAGCUACCUUACGAGUAUUACUCCUUGCCCUUCUGCCAUCCGGUCAACAUCACAUAUAAAUCAGAAAAUCUAGGUGAGGUCCUGCGUGGAGACAGGAUUGUCAACACUCCUUUCCAAGUUUUCAUGAACAGCAAGAAGAAGUGCGAAGUCCUGUGUGAGGUCGUCCUGAAGACGGAAGAGAGCAAGCUGAUGGCAGAACGGAUCCAGGAGGAAUACUACGUCCACCUCAUUGCUGAUAAUUUGCCUGUGGCGACGAGGUUGGAGUUCUACUCAAACCACGAGGAGGAAGAGAAGAACAAGGAGAAGGAUGUGCAGUUUGAGCAUGGCUACCGGCUCGGCUUCAUGGACAGCAAUAAGUUCUACCUGCACAACCACCUCUCCUUCAUCCUUUACUACCACAGAGAAGAGACGGAGGAGAACCAGGAGCCCACCUUCCGGGUGGUCCGCUUCGAGGUCGUCCCACAGAGCAUUAAGAUGGCUGAUCUGAAGGCGGAUAAGAAGGGCGCCUGCACCCUCCCAGAAGCCGCCAACUCCGCUCCUCAAGAAAUCGAUCCCACCAAGGAAAACAAACUGCUCUUCAGCUACUCUGUGCGCUGGGAGGAAAGCGACAUCAAAUGGGCAUCCCGUUGGGACACAUACCUCACCAUGAGCGACGUGCAGAUACAUUGGUUCUCCAUCAUUAACUCCGUCGUGGUCGUCUUCUUCCUUUCUGGUAUUCUCAGCAUGAUCAUCAUCCGGACGCUCCGGAAGGACAUUGCCAACUACAACAAGGAAGAUGACAUUGAAGACACCAUGGAGGAGUCCGGCUGGAAGCUGGUGCACGGCGAUGUCUUCAGGCCCCCACAGUAUCCCAUGAUCCUCAGCUCCCUCCUGGGCUCCGGCAUCCAACUCUUUUGCAUGAUCCUGAUUGUUAUUUUUGUGGCCAUGCUGGGCAUGCUCUCUCCAUCCAGCCGAGGGGCCCUGAUGACCACUGCCUGCUUCCUCUUCAUGUUUAUGGGUGUUUUUGGUGGUUUCUCUGCUGGACGGUUGUAUCGGACACUGAAAGGCCAUCGGUGGAAGAAAGGAGCUUUCUGUACGGCCACACUAUACCCAGGCGUCGUAUUUGGGGUGUGCUUCAUCUUGAACUGCUUCAUUUGGGGGAAACACUCCACAGGAGCGGUCCCCUUCCCCACUAUGGUGGCCCUUCUAUGCAUGUGGUUUGGCAUCUCUUUGCCACUGGUCUACCUGGGCUACUACUUCGGGUUCCGCAAGCAGCCCUACGACAACCCUGUGAGGACCAACCAGAUUCCGAGGCAGAUCCCGGAGCAGAGGUGGUACAUGAACAGAUUUGUUGGGAUCCUGAUGGCCGGCAUCCUGCCGUUUGGAGCCAUGUUCAUCGAGCUCUUCUUCAUCUUCAGCGCAAUUUGGGAGAACCAGUUCUACUAUCUCUUUGGCUUCCUCUUCCUGGUGUUCAUCAUCCUGGUGGUUUCCUGCUCCCAAAUCAGCAUUGUCAUGGUCUACUUCCAGCUCUGCGCAGAGGACUAUCGGUGGUGGUGGAGGACCUUCCUGGUAUCUGGAGGAUCCGCCUUCUACGUGCUGAUCUAUGCAAUCUUCUACUUUAUGAACAAGCUGGACAUUGUGGAGUUCAUCCCCUCCUUGCUGUACUUUGGCUACACUGCCCUCAUGGUGUUGUCCUUCUGGCUCCUGACAGGGACCAUUGGCUUCUAUGCAGCCUAUAUGUUCGUCCGCAAGAUUUAUGCCGCUGUGAAGAUAGACUGAAAGUACUCCGGCGCCAUGCAGCACAAGGAGGCCUUCCUCUCCGUUUCCUCCUGGAAUGGAAGCGAGGAACUCUCUCUUUCCUCUUUCUCCCAAGGAAGCAGGACUCGGUGGAAGUGGGACACCAGAAAUAAAAGAGAAAAACUAAACAGCUCAAUUUUGGGAAUGUAAUCUUUGUCACCGUGUCCUUGGAAAACGGGGAAAUCUCCCGGAGGGAUGUGUAGAUACUUUGCAUUUAAAUUUUUACUCUAUUCUGGUUAUAAGGAACUUUUGAAAGCUCUGAAUCGUCCCCCUCAAUGAGUUUUUAUUUUCUUUUGUCUGUAUGUCAUGGUAACAGUCCAUUAGACUGCGACGGAUACUUUUUUUUGUGAAGCAGACAUUCAAUUCAGGGAGAGACAUUAUUUGGUUUCUGUGCAGAAUGGCCUUUUGCUGUGCCUGCCCUCGGAAGAAGACUACGAGGAUGGUGAGAAUCCCGAGAAAUGUUUGCAAAUCCUUGGCCACGGCUCUAGGAGGCUCUUUUUUCUCUUCUGCUGCUUUGGAGGGAAGUGCCAUUUCAGAAUUGCAAGGCAAGGGCAGUUUCUCAAGAGGAAUCCAAACUCUUCACCUCUCUCUGCUGCUCAAUGCUGGAGGUUUUUAAAGGAAACCGCUAUGACAGGGGCUUGCCUUGCCUCGACAAGCUUUGAACAACAUUAAAAAGUGUGAGGUUUGUCCCUUUUUCACAAUAAAAUGAGCCUACGAGACAAGAGAAAUGCUGGACAAACAUUCCCUAGGAAUCGCCUCAAACCAAUCUGGAGCUGAGAGGAAGUGCCAGACUCUUUUUAUCUAGGCAAAGCUUGCUCUGCUGUUCAUGUGCCAAGCAAGGAGUCUAGACUGUUAAAUGUGAGAAGGAAUGGAACUGGAGGACUUCUGCGUGGCUGUUGGGUUUUUCAAGAAAGGAUGUCCUUGUUUUCGCAAGUGUUUCUUCCAUUCCGUCUGCUCCUCAGCAGCACAGUCUCUCAAUCUGACCCAACAAUUAAGAAAUCGGAGGUAGCCGAGAAGCUACCUCCGUCUAUAAUGCCCUCCUUGACCAUCGCCCCAAAGGACCGAGGCCUGACUCAAAGGAGCCGUGGUGUCUCUUGCCACACUGUGGUCGCCCUCGUUGCCGUAAGGUAGAGUCCGUCCCAAGAGCUUCAUUCGAUCCAGAUCCAGGGUAUUUGAGUCAACCCCCUCCACCCAUAUUCCCUACACUUUUUAAUGUAUUGUUUGAGCUCAACUGUAAAUAAAUAUGUUGUCCUGUUG
This is a messenger RNA of Anolis carolinensis (green anole), 3274 nucleotides long. RefSeq names its product transmembrane 9 superfamily member 4 (gene tm9sf4). The transcript is spliced from 18 exons. The record is from RefSeq and is a predicted model, not a curated record. Gene Ontology annotation, biological process: protein localization to membrane. Bases 35 to 1999 code for a protein of 654 amino acids. Lineage: Eukaryota; Metazoa; Chordata; Lepidosauria; Squamata; Anolidae. Gene Ontology annotation, cellular component: membrane.